CAGAAAAUUCCAGAUUUUCUCACAGAAAAUUCCAGAUUUUCUGCAUGAACGCGAAGAGGAAUUUCUAGAAAGUGGCGGAUGUAUUCUACGUAUUAGCAAUUAGCACGUGGUAUUAGGAAGUCUAUUACAAAUGUCAUCUUGCUUGUUUCAUUAUCAAGACAUCAAACGUGGACACAAUGUGCUAAGUCAUGUUCUGUAUUGCGAGACUGAUCUUUCUUUGUUCUUUCUUUAUGUCAGGAUGCGUCUCAGGUUUGUCGAUCAUCAUGUCGUAUUUUAAUAGUCACAAAAGCGCAUUAAUUCUUUUCUAAUUGCCUUCGAAAUUUAUAAAUGUAGCAACGGUUAAUACAGCGUAGAGCGGGCAAUAUGUUUGUGUUGACUCUGUGAGUUUCGGUAAAGAAAACAUAAAUUGUUUACAGUAAAAACUUAGAUUUUAUAUUAGUGAGAUCAUAAAAUCAGUCACAGCAAGUCAUGAUGCGACUUUAAUAAUAUGGCAUGGAGAACACAGCAGUAUAAUAAAUACAGGUGAUUUUUGGUAGAUUCUCAUUAGCCCAAAGGGUCAAAUACAUAUUAAUAAACAAAGUGUAUUAUUUUUAUGUGAUUUGGGUGUUCAAAUGCAAUGUGCCUAACUAAUUUCACUUUCUCUAUAUAAAAGGAAGAAUAAUUGGGAUUAUGCCUAAGUGGCUAAUUAGUCAUGGGUAUUAACAGAUUGAUGAGACUAUAGGUUUAAACAGAGCUCUGUUGGGGUGGUAUCUACGUUUCAAAAGAUGUUUCGUCGCUUGAAAAUGUUGCUAUAUAUGCUUUCUGCCUUUUUCAUGUCACUGUCGCAAUUCAGACAGAGAUUGCAUCAAAUGUUGCAAUUUUAUUUUGUGUAUGUCACCAUCUGAAGGCAAUUUAUGCCAGCAAAGAUUCACUAUCUGCCUGUGAUUUCUGUUAACUUAUUAAACUCCAAAAUGCACCCUACGUUUUUAUAUAUUAUUGGGGUGAAUCACAUUUUAAUUAAACCAUUGAGGCACCAGCUAGUACUUUUCCCUUGACGAGUAAAACAAAUUAACUUGUUGCAUUGUGCCCUGUGUUAUUGUUUUAUUCUGACUAAUGCCAACAAUUUUACUUGUGUUUAUUACUUAUGCAGUGUUUAUUAAUUGACAAAUGAGUAGAUAUUCUGAUUAACCCAUUGAAUACCAGCUAGCUGCCCUUGAGAGUGAAAUGAUCUGGCAUAGACAGAUUAAAAUAAUAAAGUACUAGGGUGCAAUGCAAUGUAAUGGAUUAAUGGCUUGCAUAAAUGCCUAUAGCAAAAGUAAGCUAAUAAUAAGAAAGCUUUCGAUUGACAGGGAUACAGUUGUCUACCCAAAAAAUACAAGGAGAACUCUGAUGUUUCAAGCGAAGGCGUUUCGUUGGGAAGUAAGUAGCCACUGUACUUCUACUAAUUGCUCUCCUUGUAUUUUUCAGGCAGUUCUAUCUCUGUCAAUCUGAAGUUUUCUUAUAGCAAAAAUAAUAUAUUAAGAGCAGGAUGCAUGGGCAGUUUGUUUGGUUAACCAUUGAGUGGCAGCACUCUUCACUUGAUGAGUAAAUUGUCUGGCAUUAGACAGAGUAAAAUACUAAAGUAUUUAGGAUGCAUUGCCACUUAAAGGGUUAUCAAUCCUUAAUGUGUUUCAAAUUGUUUAUAAAAUAGUAUCAUUCAUCAAUUAUUAGGUGGCAAUCAUACGUGUCAGUUGACAAGUAAUGUUGGCAAUAAUUCUAAUAUUGCUGUGCUAGAACUUCAUCAGCACCUCGUUAUAAACUGUUCAACAACUCAAAAAAGUAGCAGUAAUCUCACAUUUGAAUGGAAAAAGGAUAAUCGUGUGAAAAAGAUCGGAGUACCAUCCAUAAAUAUAUCAGAUGUUGCAUGGAAUGACGCUGGAAGAUAUGAGUGCAUCAUUAAACAAAACCGAAGUUUGGAAUCAUGUGACUUCACUGUCAUAGUUAAAAGUAUGUAAUUUAUGUUCACAUAAUUUAUUUAAUCUGAAAAGUACCUGCAGUCCUGUCAACCUCAAAAAUUCAAAACAGCGAGAUUUUUUUCCAAAUCUUCUUCUCGUCACUUUAUUCCAAAAUGUCUUUUUCAAUUCUUCUUAUUACAUGUUCACACAGGGAUGGAUCAUACUGGUGUGUGUGUGUGUGUGUGUGGGGGGGGGGGGUACACCAGCCCUGGCCAUAGGGGGUGCAGGGGGAGUGCUAUUUUUCAUGACAAAGCAAAAAAUAUUGGAGACAAAAUGAGAUACAGUAAUUUGAGUAAUAACAUGAUGAUAAAGACUUUGCAUUAAUUUUAGUCAAUUGAGUUGAUGGCUCUGACCAGCUCUCUUUCUGUUCUUAUUACGUGUCCAUACCACCUCAACCUUGCUUCCCUCAUCUUCUCUACCAUGUCUACCACCCCACAUCUUCUGAUCUCUUCAUUCCAUAAUGUCUCUGACCAGCUCUCCUUCAUCUCUUCUUAUUACAUGUCCAUACCAUCUCAACCUUGCUUCCCUCACCUUCUCUGCAAUGUCUACCACCCCACAUCUUCUGAUCUCUUCAUUCCAUAAUGUCUCUGACCAGCUCUCCUUCAUCUCUUCUUAUUACAUGUCCAUACCAUCUCAACCUUGCUUCCCUCACCUUCUCUGCAAUGUCUACCACCCCACAUCUUCUUCUGAUCUCUUCAUUCCAUAAUGUCUCUGACCAGCUCUCCUUCAUCUCUUCUUAUUACGUGUCCAUACCAUCUCAACCUUGCUUCCCUCACCUUCUCGGCAAUGUCUACCACCUCACAUCUUCUUCUGAUCUCUUCGUUCCAUAAUGUCUCUGACCAGCUCUCCUUCAUCUCUUAUUACGUGUCCAUACCAUCUCAACCUUGCUUCCCUCACCUUCUCUGCAAUGUCUACCACCCCACAUCUUCUUCUGAUCUCUUCAUUCCAUAAUGUCUCUGACCAGUUCUCCUUCAUUUCUUCUUAUUACGUGUCCAUACUAUCUCAACCUUGCUUCCCUCACCUUCUCUGCAAUGUCUACCACCCCACAUCUUCUUCUGAUUUCUUCAUUCCAUAAUGUCUCUGACCAGCUCUUCUUCAUCUCUUCUUAUUAUGUGUCCAUACCAUCUCAACCUUGCUUCCCUCACCUUCUCUGCAAUGUCUACCACCUCACAUCUUCUUCUGAUCUCUUCAUUCCAUAAUGUCUCUGACCAGCUCUCCUUCAUCUCUUCUUAUUAUGUGUCCAUACCAUCUCAACCUUGCUUCCCUCAUCUUCUCUGCAAUGUCUAAUACGUUAUGUCACCUUUAUUUAAAAUGUAGUUUCUUUUAUUUUUCACAGCUUUGCCACAUGUGACAAUAGUUGGAGUCGACGUAUUAACAAAUACUUUGAUUGUGCCGUGCCUGGUAACAGGUUACUUCAAACCAAACAAAGUUAUUUGGUACAAAAAUAAUAAGCAAAUCUUUCCAAAUGACACAGGCUACUUUGUAAAAAACCUAAACAAAAACUAUUUUCUGUUUGUAUCGAAGCUCCAGAGAAGUCACGCAAAUUUAAAUGACUCUGGAAACUACUCGUGUGAGGCGAGGAAUAUAUAUGGAACGUCGCCAAGAACAUAUCACUACAUAUCAAAGUGUUUUAUUAAUAGUAAGUACACACGUGGAAACGCACAAGUUGUAACAAACCUGCAGCAAACUUGUAGUAAUGCUGUUCCAACAACUUGUCAACAGGAUGUGUUCGUACUGCUUGUUCCCAACUUGUUGACAAGUUGACGGUUGUUGACAAGUUGUCAACGGCUUGUUUAAAACUUUUGUUACAAGUUGUUCAAGCAACUUGUUAUUGUCCUGGAAUUCAACAAGUUGUGAGUGAUAACCUUGUAGCAACUUGAUAAAUAACAGCAUUGUUACAACUUGUUGUAAAGCUUGCUACAAGCUUGUUGCGAAUAUAUAUAUAUAUAUCUUGUUGACAAGUUGUGAGAUUUUUAUAUGUGUAUACUACGUGUAACUAUAUCAGUUCUUUUUUUCCAAUAGGCUUUGUGCUUGAGAAAUGCGCCGAAUUUAAAAACAAGACAAGAAAAAUUGAUGUGACGAUCAGCUUGGGGUCUUCAACGUCAUUACUGUGCGAAGUAAUGUAUUUUACCAUCUUUCCUUCAUUCUUUAAAUUCUUGAAAAUAGUCAACCAGAAGUUCGUUAAUAUUGGCGGUAACGAUACUAAAAACAUUUUAAAAAAAGAAAACAAAAUAAGCAACAUAGUCAAGUUGAUAAAUUAUACAAUCGUGAAUGCAUCAAGAAAUGAUACUGGCACAUACAAGUGUGAUUUUAUUAAUAAGAACGUCUUCUUUUGCCCGAAGAAUCUUUAUAAAGUCUUCAAUGUGAAAGGUAUGCUAUAUAUAUAUAUAUCAUAGAAUGACAUAGUCCGGCAAGCAGGGAAACGUCAUCCCAGUUGUUACCAUCUUGUAACCAACGGACUCGCAACAAGUUGUUUCAAGUUCCAACAAGUCUGAUAUCGUCUGCACGUAACAAGUUGUUAACAAGUUGAUAACAACAAGCUCGUAGCAACUUGUUACGAACAGCCUGUAUGAGUCUUGUUGGAACAACUUGUAGCAAGUCUGUUACCGUCAUCAACCUUGUAUAAACAAGGCUAUUACUUAGCUCAUUUUUUCUCUCACUGGUAUCUGCAGUCAUCGCUUCUUCACCAUUGAAUAAAAAGAAACUAAAUCUGGUCGUGGUCAUUGCUGUGAGUGUCACGGGAGCUUUGUCUGGUGUGGCUUUAAUUCUGUACGUUUAUCACUUGCGGAGGAAAUCGAAGGCACGAUUGUAUGGUAAGAUAACAUAUCCUGAAAUUAAAAUGUGAUGUUAAAAUGAUUUCACUUUCGGCAACGAUGAAGUCAUUGCAUGUGUUGUCUCUUGCGCCAGCACCGCGAUCAGUAAAUUUGGCCACGUUGCUUUGCCCUGUGCGAGAAAGAAUGAUGGCAUGGAUCGCGCUAUUCACCGGAAAUCGAGCGUGGUCAUGCGCUGUUAUCAUCGCGCGUUUAAUUUAAGUCCCAUAAAUUAUGUAUGUCUCUCUAUCUAGAUAUCUGUCCGGAUGAUCAACCAGAGUUACGUUGGGAUGUGUUCGUCUCCUACAGCAGUCACGAUUUUGUUUGGGUCAAUGAGCUCUGCCAAAUGUUAGAACAACCUCCCUUUAAUCUGAUCGUGUGUUUACACCAAAGGGAUUGGGAGCUAGGCCGCAGUCUGCAAGACAAUAUGGUAGAUUCGAUCUAUUGCAGUCAUAAGACCUUGAUUAUUGUAUCAAAACACUAUUUGCAAAGCGAAUAUUGUAUGCAGGAACUACAGCUUGCAAUGCACAGUGAAAUAGCUUCGGAACAUGUGCGGAAAGACAGAAUAGUUCUGAUCAAGAUCGACGAUGUUUCUACACAACGCUUGCCGAGAGUUUUAAGACAAAAAUCCUACCUUGAUAGUUCUGACCCCGAGCAUGCGAAACAUUUUAAAACUAAUCUGUUGCGUGUUUUGCCAAGACGAGAAUUGAUGGAAGAAGGACCGUUUGAAGAAGAAGACAAACAAAUUUCGGAUGACGCCAGUGGCAGCAGUCGCGAAAUGAGAUUACACGAAUUGCCAGUUGUUUAAGAGAAAACUCCAGAGAAAUAUUGAAGUCAUUCCAACCUGUGUGUUCCACUCCACAUGUAAAAACGCACAAGUUGUUACAGGUCUGCAGACUCUGCAAACAAAUCUGUUCACAAGCUAUCGACAAGCACGUCAAGUUGUGUUCGCACAGCUUGUUUCCAGUUGUUGGAAUAAGUUUGGAACAAACUGUUAACAACUUAGAGCAAGCUUGAUGGUAUUAUCAGACUUGUUAUACAAGGUUGUUCUAACAAGUAUGAUACAGUCAUGAUAUAACAAGAAUGUUACAAAGUUGACGACACAAGGUUGUAAAAAUAUUGUUAUAAAAUGCUUAUUUUCACGUCUUCAAUAGUACGCUAGCAUUUCAAGCCGUGACAAGUUUUUCCACCAUGACUUAAAUUGCACUUUAUUAUGCCCUAAUUACCAUUUUACUUUGUCUAUAACACCAGAUGAUUUUACUUAUCAAGGGCAGGGAGAGCUCUGAUGCUGAAUGGGUUGAAUUUAAUGUUUUAGUUAAAUAUAAUGGAGUGUUAUUGCCAACUAAUGCUAAAUUUAAUGGAGGUUUAGCUAACUUUCUGAAAUAUGUUCAUCUUAAGGGCCAUGUUUAUUGGGAUGACAGUUCACAAGAGGAUAUCACAGUUAAUGUUGGACAACACUUUUCAAUCGCUUGUGUGUUGCGAACUGUAAAUUUAAACAUUAAGCAAUGUUUUCAAUUUGGUGUGAUUCAUCACAGCCGAAGCUAUGUGAGACAUGCGUCAAUAACGUCGCCAUCGACAAACAAAACUCUUGCAGACACUCAUUAUCGGAUUAGGUAUUGGUAUAAUAUUACUAACGCACACAUCAAUGACACUGGUAUUUACACAUGCUAUUAUAACAUCAGAAACUGCAUAAUAACGUCAGACAAUUCUCUGUGUCAAAAGCCAGUUAAACACUUCAGUCUUCGUGUUAGAGGUGAGUUUGCUUUCUUUGACCCUUUUUAACGCAACAUAACAUAAACCUCCGAAUACAAUAAAUAUUAAAGUUUGUUUGUUCACUGCAACCAGGUAUAUCGAUCAUGUUUUGCUCGCUACUCUGGUGUAAAUAAAUGAUUACAAAGCCCAGUCGAAUUGUAAUGAAGACCCAACGUUUCGACUAGUAAUAUUAAGGUUACCUUAAAACCCUAUUUGACUUUAGGCCAUAUUUUCGCAAAGCCAAAAGAUCCUGUUGAAAAAAAUCAGAAAACUUGUGCUAUAUAUUCUAGACCAUGCGGUGAUUGCUACCUAUUUAGGUAGUCCAAGAACCAAAAAGUGGUACGGUAGCAAAAAUUGAGCGUAGUGUAAACGGGGCUUAGCUAAAUAGGUAGUCCAAGAACCAAAAAAGUGGUACGGGUACCAAUUUUAUCCGUGCCGUACCAAAAAUUGAGCGUAGUGUAAAUGGGGCUUAAAUGAACUUGCUGUUUUAAAACUGCAAUGCAUGAUAUUCUUUUGGCACAAGAAAGAAAAUAUGAAACGAAAACGUUCAACGAAAAUUUUGCCAAGAAAGUUCCAACCUGCCGUUCCCGGAAACGUGAAGCUUAUAAACUCCCUAAUAAUAAUAUUUAUUGUACUUGUAAAUUAUACUGUGAAUGAAAAGAAAGACAUUACAGUAUUAUAACAUAUUAUAACACUGUAAUGUAAUUACCGUCAUUUGCCUGAGCUGUUGGAAUCCCUGUCGUUUCUUCUUCGUUAAUAAAUACCUGUUCCAGGAGCGAUAAUUCAAAAUUUUAUUCGUACUUGACUGGUACGCCAAUGAUUAUUCAGCUGUGUGCUUGCGCAAACUCAGUACUCAAUGUGUACUUAGUCAUUAAAAUAAGGUUCAUAAAGUACAGGUUUCUGAAAAGUAUGACUACGAGUUAGAAAAAGAGGCAUAAUUGUCAAUUGCAUCUACAAACAAUCGAUGUUUCUUAAGGAUGAUUUCCUCUGUUGCGUUUUUCAUACGUACGUACACGCACGUAAAACUUUAAAUCCAUUUAAAUGUUACUUAUGAAAUAACCAGAUAAAUAAAGCAACACAAUUUAGUGUUCCGCAAGUUUUAGUAUGCAUUUGUUAUCUUAUUUGUAAAAUAUUUAAAAAAUAGAAGGAUUCAAAGUUUUACGUGCAUGUACGUGCGUACGAAAAACGCAACAGUGGAAAUCAGCCUUUAGUGCCAUCAAUCCAAUCAUGUUUCAUGGCAAGCAUGAUAAACCAACUAAGUGACGGUAUUGAAUACUUUGGGCUAGGAAAGGUCAGAUAGCAAGAGUUCCACGUACCUACGUGACUGAAAACAAAGAAGUACCUGACUGUAAUGUUGGCGUGGCUCUGGUACGUAAGCACGCGAAGUUUCGCACCCACACGGAGGCGUGCUCAGUAGAACUAACAGUUGAACAACUUUUAUGGGUGGAAAUUUCUAGCGAAAGAUAAUCGCAGGGUUCUAUUCCUUCCAGAGGAACUAUACUUGCAUUUUUCACAUCUGCUCGCGGUUAGAUCUAAAAUUAACAAAAUUCAAAUUGUUUAAACAGAAUGCUUAAAAUCUUGACAUUCUUCCGUUAACUUUUCUUCAAUCUAGGACCAGCAUUAACAGACACUUAUGAAAGAAAUAUAAAGAUCGCCAUCGCCGUGUCUUGUGCGAGUUUUGUAGUGGGACUGAUUAUCGUUCUCUCUAUAUUUUGUUUACGAAAGAAGAAAUUGAAGUCGCAACGUCUUUAUGGUAUGUGUGCAGCAUUAGAGUUUUAAAACGACAGGCGUUGCUUACCUGUUGUGUUACACAUGCAAAACUCUCGCAUCUUGUAGUAAGUCUGCCAACAAGCCAUCAACAAGUUGUGUUCGCACGGCUUGUUCCGAGUUGUCAACAAGUUUGGAACAAUCUGUUAACAAUUUGUAAUAACCUUGUUGAUAUUAUUAGACUUGUUUCAAGGUUGUUCCAACAAGUCCGAUACAGUCAUGAUAUAAGAAUAUUGUUACAACCUUGUGUCGUCAACCUUGUAACAUUCUUGUUAUAUCAUGACUGUAUCAGACUUGUUAGAACAACCUUGUAACAAGUCUGAUAAUGCCAUCAAGCUUGUUACAAGUUUGUUAACAGCUUGUUUCAAACUUGUUGCAACAACUGGGAACAACUUGUCGACAGCUUGUGAACAGGUUUGUAACAUCUUGUGCGUUAUUACGUGUGUACCACAGAGUCAUUCGUGCUGUAUACAUUACAAUUUACAAGCCAAACUUAUGAAAUAUUUUGUAUAGAGAGUGAGCCUGAACUCCGUUGGGAUGUGUUUGUCUCGUACAGUAGUAAAGAUUUUGAUUGGGUCAAAGAGCUCCGCAACACGUUAGAAAAACCUCCGUUUAACCUGAUUGUGUGUUUACAUCAGCGAGAUUGGGAAGUGGGCAGAACCAUACUGGACAAUAUGUAUUAGUCUAUAUACUGCAGUAAUAAAACUUUACUUAUUGUUUCAAAAAGUUACCUGGAAAGCUCAUUUUGUAUUGAGGAACUUAACAUUGCAAUUGGCUGUGAAACACAGAAACUACUAAAAGAUAAAGUUAUUGUAAUCAAACUCGACGAUGUCUCGCUCAAAAAACUUCCAAAAACUUUAAGACAGAAAUCCUAUCUCGAUUUCUCAAAUGACGAGCAACGCAAGCAUUACAAAACUAAACUUCUCAAAGCUUUGCCAAAACGAGACUUGGAGGAACCGUCUGAAGGGUCUGGGAACGAGGUGCAGUCUGAGGGGUCUGGGGACGAGGUGCAGUCUGAGGAAUCUGUGGACGACGCAGUUUAACGAGUCUGGGGACGAGAAUAUGGAGCGUGUGCCGUUACAUGAAAUUCAAAAUGUUUGAGAACCAGGAUCAGUUUAAAACAACAACAUUUGGGCAUUCCGAAACGUCGAAAUUCUCCUUGUUUUUGUCAGGCAUCCCUACCAGCCGACGGUAUUAUUGGUGGCACAUGCCUUACAAGAUUGAGUACUGUGAAACAUCUUUAUAAUGGUUGUUUCAACUUUGCAGGUGCUCCCUGUCUGCAGAUUUAGUGAGUGAAUGAGGUGAAUCUAGACAAGAUCGAGCAGCAUGCGGUGUGUUUUGCUACAAUCUCGGACAAAACCCUUGAGAGAUCGUUCCAGCCAAUAUUGCAAGGUUAACGCACAUUGACAAAACAAACUUCGUCUCCUCCUCUCCCCCCGUUCAAUGUUGUAGAGAACGCCGAAACAACUUUUGGUAAAGCCUGGUUCACAUAUGCCUGCGGCAUGCCUGCGACUGUAUCAUUAUGCCUCUACUUGCCGCCGAAAUACCGGCAAAGUUGAACUCAACUCAACUUUCCCGGCCUACCGCCGAUGUAACUGUGGCACUGGAGGCAAUCGGUGAACAAAUAUUCACAUGCAUAAUUUACGUUUUAAGCUACACCGACAUCGUCGCCGGUACGUCGCAGGCACGUCGCAGGCAUAUAUGUGAACCAGACUUAAUUUACCAUGCCACAAACUCAAUGUUGAGUUGGGGAGCGGGAGCUAAGGAGCGCAACAUGAUUUAGCAUGGAAUUUCUCACAAGGGGUAGGGGGAUUUUGUAUAGAGGGAAAGUAAAUGUUUUGGGGGGUCCAAAUAUACACGUAACAGUCAGUAGAGGGUCUGGGAUACUAUCUUCAUCAUCAUAGUGACUAGUUGUUUAUACAGAUUUUUUAUACAAACUAUAUAUAUGGAAAUAAUCUUUCUUCGCGCAAAAAUGCGCAAUUUGUUCCAGAUCUGUAAAAAAGUUCAGUUGCAACAAGGUUGUUGUGAAGCCGAUAUCAGGAUGUGUUCGCACUGCUUGUUCCCAGUUGUUGUGACAAGUCUGGAACAAGUUGUUAUCACAUUGUUACAAGGUUGAUGACAGUAACAGACUUGCUACAAGUUGUUCCAACAAGGCUAGUACAGGCUGUUCGUAACAAGUUGCUACGAGCUUGUUGGUCAUCAACUUGUUAACAAUCUGUUACAUGAAGACGAUAUCAGACUUGUUGGAACAACUUGUUGCGAGUUUCUACUUAACAUGCGUUGAAAUCAGAUUUUGUUGCAAGUUGCAGCAAUUUUGUUGUUUGUAUUUUAAUCUUCCGCGCUUUUUUACGUGAUGCAAUGACGUAAUCAUUGGCAAAUUAGCCUGCAAAUGUCGCACAGGAAUUCAUUCUUUGUUCGGAUUCCGUGAUACAUAAUUGAGCAUAAUUACCGAAUCUGAGCAAAUAUUGCCGGUUCCGUGUGAGAUUCUCCACGAAUCUGGAAAAGGGAACGGAUAAACCGAAGAAAAAUUCCGAUUUUCUGCAUUGAACAUAAAAUUCCAGAUUUUCUCACAGAAAAUUCCAGAUUUUCUGCAUGAACGCGAAGAGGAAUUUCUAGAAAGUGGCGGAUGUUUAUUCUACGUAUUAGGAAGUCUAUUACAAAUGUCAUCUUGCUUGUUUCAUUAUCAAGACAUCAAACGUGGACACAAUGUGCUAAGUCAUGUUCUGUAUUGCGAGACUAAUCUUUCUUUGUUCUUUCUUUAUGUCAGGAUGCGUCUCAGGUUUGUCGAUCAUCAUGUCGUAUUUUAAUAGUCACAACAGCGUAUUACGUAUUGUUUUCUAAUUGCCUUCGAAAUUUAUAAAUGUAGCAACGGUUAAUAACAGCGUAGAGCGGGCAAUAUGUUUGUGUUGACUCUGUGAAUUAAUUUCGGUGAAGAAAAUAUAAAUUGUUUACAGUAAAAACUUCGAUUUUAUAUUAGUGAGAUCAUAAAAUCAGUCACAGCCAUGCAGUCAUGAUGUGAUUUUAAUAAUAUGGCAUGGAGAACACAGCAGUAUAAUAAAUACAGGUGAUUUUUGGUAGAUUCUCAUUAGCCCAAAGGGUCAAAUACAUAUUAAUAAACAAAGUGUAUUAUUUUUAUGUGAUUUGGGUGUUCAAAUGCAAUGUGCCUAACUAAUUUCACUCUCUCUAUAUAUUAAAAAGGAAGAAUAAUUGGGAUUAUGCCUAAGUGGCUAAGUCAUGGGUAUUAACAGAUUGAUGAGACUAUAGGUUUAUAAACAGAGCUCUGUUAGGCUGGUAUGUACGUUUCAAAAGAUGUUUCGUCGCUUGAAAAUGUUGCUAUAUAUGCUUUCUGCCUUUUUCAUGUCACUGUCACAAUUCAGACAGAGAUUUGCAUCAAAUGUUGCAAUUUUAUUUUGUGUAUGUCACUAUCUGAAGGCAAUUUAUGCCAGCAAAGAUUCACUAUCUGCCUGUGAUUUCUGUUAACUCAUUAAACUCCAAACUACACCCUACGUUUUUAUAUAUUAUUGGGGUGAAUCACAUUUUAAUUAGUGAAUUAACCAACCAUUGAGGCACCGGCUAGUACUUUUUCCUUGACAAGUAAAACAAAUUAACUUAUUGCAUUGUGCCCUGUGUUAUUGUUUUACUCUGACUAAUGCCAACAAUUUUACUUGUCAAGGGGAGAGCACUAGCCUUCAAUGUGUUAAUAUGUGUUUAUUAAUUGACAAAUGGGUAGAUAUUCUGAUUAACCCAUUGAAUACCAGCUAGCUGCCCUUGAUGAGUGAAAUGAUCUGGCAUAGACAGUAAAAUAAUAAAGUAGGGUGCAAUGCAAUGUAAUGGAUUAAUGGUUAAAAACUUGCAUAAAUGCCUAUAGCAAAAGUAAGCUUUUGAUUGACAGGGAUACAGUUGUCUACCUAAAAAAUACAAGGAGAACUCCGACGUUUCAAGCGAUUAGCCACUGUACUUCUACUAAUUGCUCUCCUUGUAUUUUUCAGGUAGUUGUAUCUCUGUCAAUCUGAAGUUUUCUUAUAGCAAAAAUAAUAUAUUAAGAGCAGGAUGCAUGGGCAGUUUGUUUGGUUAACCAUUGAGUGGCAGCACCCUUCACUUGAUGAGUAUAGUCUGGCAUUAUAGACAGAGUAAAAUACUAAAGUAUUUAGGGUGCAUUGCCACUUAAAGGGUUAUUAAUCCUUAAUGUGUUUCAAAUUGUUUAUAAAAUAAUAUCAUUCAUCAAUUAUUAGGUGGCAAUCAUAGGUGUCAGUUGACAAGUAAUGUUGGCAAUAAUUCUAAUAUUGCUGUGCUAGAACUUCAUCAGCACCUCGUUAUAAACUGUUCAACAACUCAAAAAAGUAGCAGUAAUCUCACAUUUGAAUGGAAUAAGGAUAGGCCGUAUCGUGUGAAAAAGAUCGGAGUACCAUCCAUAAAUAUAUCAGAUGUUGCAUGGAAUGACGCUGGAAGAUAUGAGUGUAUCAUUAAACAAAACCGAAGUUUGGAAUCAUGUGACUUCACUGUCAUAGUUAAAAGUAUGUAAUUUAUGUUCGCAUAAUUUACUUAAUCUGAAAAGUACCUGCAGUCCUGUCAACCUCAAAAAUUCAAAACAGAGAGAUUUUUUCCCAAAUCUUCUCGUCACUUCAUUCCAAAAUGUCUUUUUCAAUUCUUCUUAUUACAUGUUCACACAGGGAUGGAUCAUACUGGGGUGUGUGGGGGGGGGGGUACACCAGCCCUGGCCAUAGGGGGUGCAGGGGGAGUGCUAUUUUUCAUGACAAAGCAAAAAAUAUUGGAGACAAAAUGAGAUACAGUAAUUUGAGUAAUAACAUGAUGAUAAAUGAACUGUAAACAACAAUUACAAUUGAAAUACAGUAGUCAAGCAAGACUUAAAGUUUGCAUUAGUCAAUCAGGUUGAUGGGCCUAAAUUGUUUCCCUCCCCCUUCUCUGCAAUGUCUACCACCCUACAUCUUCUUCUGAUCUCUUCAUUCCAUAAUGUCUUUGACCAGCUCUCCUUCAUCUCUUAUUAUGUGUCCAUACCAUCUCAACCUUGCUUCCCUCGCCUUCUCUGCAAUGUCUAUCACCCCACAUCUUCUUCUGAUCUCUUCAUUCCAUAAUGUCUCUGACUACCUCUCCUUCAUCUCUUCUUAUUACGUGACCAUACCAUCUCAACCUUGCUUCCCUCGUUUUCUCUGCAAUGUCUACCACCCCACAUCUUCUUCUGAUCUCUUCAUUCCAUAAUGUCCCUGACCAACUCUCCUUCAUCUCUUAUUAUGUGUCCAUACCAUCUCAACCUUGCUACCCUUGCCUUCUCUGCAAUGUCUACCUCCCCACAUCUUCUUCUGAUCUCUUCAUUCCAUAAUGUCUCUGACCAGCUCUCCUUCAUCUCUUCUUAUUACGUGUCCAUACCUGCCUCGUCCCCAGGCGCUAAUUAAAAGUUUCAUGCGAGUCACUAUAUGAAAGAUUUACAUGAAGUAGUGCAUCGCGAUGAACAAGCGCAGGGGGUUCGCUCAUAUCCCACUCCCCUUUGCGCGCCUAGAAUGUGACGCACUACUUCAUGUAAACCUUUCAUAUAGUGACUCGCAUGAAUUUUUUUAUUAGCGCCUGGGGACGAGGCAGUGUCCAUACCAUCUCAACUUUGCUUCCCUCACCUUCUCUGCAAUGUCUAAUAAGUUAUGUCUUUAAAAUGUAGUUUCUUUUAUUUUUCACAGCUUUGCCACAUGUGACAAUACAACGACCCAAUGUAUUAACAAAUACUAUGAUUGUGCCGUGCCUGGUAACAGGUUACUUCAAACCAAACAAAGUUAUUUGGUACAAAAAUAAUAAGCAAAUCUUUCCAAAUGACACAGGCUACUUUGUAGAAAACCUAAACAAAAACGAUUUUCUGUUUGUAUCGGAUCUCCAGAGAAGUCACGCAAAUUUAAAUGACUCUGGAAACUACUCAUGUGAGGCGAGGAAUAUAUAUGGAACGUCGCCAAGAACAUAUCACUACAUAUCAAAGUUUUUUAUUAAUAGUAAGUACACAUGUAAAAACGCACAAGUUGUAACAAACCUGCAGCAGACUUGUAGCAAUGCUGUUCCAACAACUUGUCAACAGGAUGUGUUCGUACUGCUUGUUCCCAAUUUGUUGACAAGUUGACGCUUGUUGACAAGUUGUCAACGGCUUGUUUAAAACUUUUGUUACAAGUUGUUCCAGCAACUUGUUAUUGUCCUGGAAUUCAACAAGUUGUGAGUGAUAACCUUGUAGCAACUUGAUAAAUAACAGCAUUGUUACAACUUGUUGUAAAGCUUGCUACAAGCUUGUUGCGAAUAUAUAUAUAUAUAUAUCUUGUUGACAAGUUGUGAGAUUUUUAUGUGUGUAAUGUGUAUACUACGUGUAACAAUAUCAGUUCUUUUUUCCCAAUAGGCUUUGUGCAUGAGAAAUGCGCCGAAUUUAAAAACAAGACAAGACAAAUUGAUGUGACGAUCAGCUUGGGGUCUUCAACGUCAUUACUGUGCGAAGUAAUGUAUUUUACCAUCUUUCCUUCAUACUUUAACUUCUUGAAAAUAGUCGACCAGAAGUUCGUUAAUAUUGGCGGUAACGGUACUAAAAACAUUUUUAAAAUAGAAAACAAAAUAAGCAACAUAGUCAAGUUGAUAAAUUAUACAAUCGUGAAUGCAUCAAGAAAUGAUACUGGCACAUACAAGUGUGAUUUUAUUCCUGAGAACGACUUCUUUUGCCCGAAGAAUCUUCAUAAAGUCUUCAAUGUGAAAG
Paramuricea clavata is the source of this 15032-nucleotide messenger RNA. The record is from the annotation of a GenBank genome assembly. NCBI's taxonomy places the organism in Eukaryota, Metazoa, Cnidaria, Anthozoa, Malacalcyonacea, Plexauridae.